AUGUAUGCUCAAACCCUUCCAUUAACCAAACAUAUAGUGUACAAUCCACUAGCAAAUCGAGGUGAAAAAUUGUUGUUUGCUCCGAUAUUGAAAUCUGGGUUUUGUAAUUCAGCCAAAAGGGUGUUCGAAUCAAGAAUCAGUUUGAGAAAUUAUUCUAAAUUGGGUGGGGUCAGGUGUGGAGGGGGAGCACAUACGGAACAAGAACAAGAAGAGCAACAUGAUGAUGGGUAUUAUAUUAGGAGGUGUGUGGAGCUUGCUAGAACUUCAAUUGGCUACACCAGCCCUAAUCCUAUGGUGGGGUGUGUGAUUGUGAAAGAUGGGAAAAUUGUUGGUGAAGGGUUUCACCCAAAAGCUGGCCAACCUCAUGCUGAGGUUUUUGCACUAAGAGAUGCUGGGGAUUUGGCAGAAAAUGGGACAGCAUAUGUGAGUUUGGAACCAUGUAACCAUUAUGGGAGAACUCCACCAUGCACUGAAGCACUAAUCAAGGCCAAAGUGAAAAAGGUGGUGAUUGGUAUGGUGGAUCCUAAUGCCAUUGUAGAUUCAAAAGGGAUUAGGAAACUGCGAGAUGCAGGAAUUGAAGUGACCGUGGGAGUUGAGGAAGAACUGUGCAAAAAGCUUAAUGAAGCCUAUAUCCACCAAAUGCUGACAGGGAAGCCUUUUGUUACUCUGAGGUACUCGAUCACAGUCAGUGGUCAUCCUCUUGAUCAGCUUGAUGAUGAAGUCACAGAGCGUGGUGGCUACUAUUCGAAGUUGUUGCAAGAACAUGAUGCAAUCGUUCUUUCUUCUACAUCUUCAUUUACUGCAUCCAAGGAACCUGGGGCCAAUCAACCUCUUCAGAUUGUGUUAUCAAAAAAUCCAAAUUCCCAAAUUCAAACUCCCAAACCUACUGAUGAUUCCACUUCUAAAGUCAUAAUCUUCACCGAGAAAGAGAUGAAUGUAGAGCCAGAAACAAAUCAAAAAGGAAUUGAGACCGUAGUUUUUGAUAGGAUAAGUCUGAUUUCAGUUCUGGAACAUUGCAAGCAUCAAGGAUUGUGCAGUGUCUUGCUUGAUUUAAGAGGGGAUUAUGCAGAUUUUGAGGAUAUACUAAGAGAGGGUUUCGAACAGAACUUCUUCCAAAAAUUGGUGGUGGAGGUGUUGCCAAUUUGGCGUGGAAGUGAGGAAACGUCUUUGAAGCAUAUCUAUGUAGAAAAACGGGUGAAGAAUUUAACAUCCAUGGUCUCAGGUAAAAGCAUUCUGUUGGUGGGAUAUUUCGGAUGA
Molecule: messenger RNA, 1257 nt
Organism: Fraxinus pennsylvanica
Lineage: Eukaryota; Viridiplantae; Streptophyta; Magnoliopsida; Lamiales; Oleaceae
Source: the annotation of a GenBank genome assembly